Messenger RNA from Spathaspora passalidarum NRRL Y-27907, 4900 nucleotides. Its product is annotated as Elongator subunit. Gene Ontology annotation, biological process: tRNA wobble base 5-methoxycarbonylmethyl-2-thiouridinylation. The transcript has a single exon. Gene Ontology annotation, molecular function: tRNA binding. The record is from RefSeq and is a predicted model, not a curated record. Lineage: Eukaryota; Fungi; Ascomycota; Pichiomycetes; Serinales; Debaryomycetaceae. Gene Ontology annotation, cellular component: cytosol; elongator holoenzyme complex. The coding region runs from base 27 to 3998 and encodes 1323 amino acids.
ACCCAAGCAAUCGCAAUACAACCACCAUGAGAAACCUAAUAGUGCUCAAUCGAGGCCACGUAAACCCGGAAUCACUAACCAUACCGGACUUGCACCCAGUUGAUGCCGUAUUCGACCCCGUCUCCGACUCCGUCACCUUCCUUCUCACCGAUGUUGAUGGAUCCCACAUUGAAAUACAACAGUUCGGCAAAUCCGGAAAUGUCACUGUAUUGGCCAGCUUCCCAUCCACAUCCCGUGUACUUUCAUUCGCCCACUUUGCUGAUGUUGCCCAGCUCGUGUUUGUAUUCUGCAAUGGUGAUAUCCUUACUGCUACUUAUGCUGAAGGUGGACAAGUAGAUGAUGCCAUUAUCGAACUUGUUGGGUCGAUUGAUUGUGGGAUCAUCUCCGCUCAAUGGAGUCACGACGAAGAAACAUUGGCGGUAGUAACCAACGAAAUGAAGUUGUUGUUGCUCUCCCGUAUGUUUGAACCUAUUACUGAAAAGCAAUUGAACCCCGAUGACGUGAAAAUCACCGAUUCCAAACAUGUUUCCGUUGGCUGGGGUAAGAAAGAAACUCAAUUCAAAGGAAGAGGGUUCAAGGCAAGAGAAAGAGAAGCCGAAGCAUUAAAACAUGCAGGGUUGCAUGAUAGUCAAGGAGAAUUGAGAGAUCCUACAGUUAAUGAAAUCGAACGAGGUGUUCUUUCUCUCAUGGACGAUCAAAGUGUGAGAAUUAGUUGGAGAGGUGAUUGUGAAUACUUUUCCGUUAGUUCAGUCGAACCAGUCAUUGUUGAAGACACUGGGGAAAUGUAUGAUAGACGUGUCAUUCGUGUGUUCAGUAGAGAAGGGAAAUUGGACAGCGUUAAUGAACCAGUUGACGGUUUAGAACAUAACUUGAGUUGGAAACCACAAGGAUUAUUGAUUGCCAGCACCCAAAGACAUACAGACGAUGAUGGUGAUGAAGUACUUGACUUGGUGUUUUAUGAACGUAACGGGCUUAGGCAUGGACAAUUCAAUACUAGACUCGAUCCCACUGCAGAAGUUAUCCAAGGAUUGGAAUGGAAUUGUGAUUCAGAAAUCUUACUUUUUAAAUUGCAAGAUCGAGUUCAACUCUGGACCACCAAAAACUACCAUUGGUAUUUGAAACAAGAAUUGCAUUUUCCGGAUGCUGUGUCAUUUGUAAAGUUUCAUCCUGAGAAACCAUUGCAUUUAAUGGUGGGUACUGCCAGUGGUGUCAUUCAAAUAAUUGACUUAGCAUACAAGAUCACUACGGGACCAACCACUGAAUUAGGUUCCGGUGAUCUCGGUAUGACAUUAGUUGUUGAUGGAUCCACCGUCAAGAUCACUCCCUUGGCAAUUGCCAAUGUUCCACCUCCUAUCAGUUUCCGAGAAUUAGAAAUUGAGGGAAACGUAACUGAUGUGGCCAUAUCCAAGUCCAACACCAAAUACGCGGCAAUUACCUCCACUAGUGAUUUAGUAUUUAGUGAAUUGUCAAUUGAAGAAAUGAAAUCAGGUAAGCACCCGCAACCAAUGUCCCACGUUAGUGCCAACACAUUCAUGAACCAAAUUGAAGUUGCCAAACAGGUAGCAUUCAUUAAUGACACCUUUGUCGCUAUUGCCAUCGAAGCUCCUGGCUAUUCCAGAAUCGCCAUUUUCGAAGUAGACGAUAUCAAGAAUCCAACAUUCAACGAAACCGUGGAACCCAGUGCCAAAUUAGUGUUGAUGAAAUCCCGCGCGGACUACGGCGCCAUUGUGUUCCAAACAGUUGACUGUCGUGUUGUGCAAUUAGACUCGACGCAAAAUUUUCAACCAAUCACGACGUUCCCGCAAUUAUGCCAUUCCUUCGACGUGGUUGUUCUCGAAAAUGGGGACUUUUUCACAUAUGGUAUUUCCAGAAAUGGGAAAUUGUUUGCUAACGAAUUGGAAGUAUGCAGCGGUGUCACCAGUUUGAAAGUCACGGAUAGUCACGUGUUGUUCACUACUGUGCAAGCCAAGCUUUGCUUGGUUCAUUUGGGAUCUAAUCAAUUCGAUGCCAUUUCCAACUUGUUGACCAAUUCAGAAGCUGCUGAUCACGAUGAGAGAAUCAGACAGAUUGAAAGAGGAUCGAUUUUGGUCAAUGCUAUGCCACUGAAAUACUCGGUAGUUCUUGAAGCUCCUCGUGGUAAUUUGGAAACCAUUUGUCCUCGUAUUAUGGUGUUGAGUGCAAUCAGAAAGUUUAUUGCCCAUAAGCAGUUUAAGCAAGCGUUUUUGGUGUGUAGAACCCAUAGAAUUGAUUUGGAUAUUUUGCAUGAUUAUGACCCAGAGUUGUUCUUCAAUAAUAUCAAGUUGUUUGUUGAUCAAAUUGAAAAGGUAGAAUACUUGGACUUGUUUGUUUCUUGUUUGCAUGAAGAGGAUACUACCGCUACUAAAUAUAAAGACACCAUCAAUCAGAUAACUGACGGUGUAGGUGCAUUACAAUUAGAAAAUACCCCUACACCAACUGCUGACUCGGGCGUUAUCCACCGUAUCAUCAAGAACAAACCAGAAACAUAUGCGGAAAACUCGAAAAUUACCAAAAUCUGUACUGCCAUUCUUGGCGUUCUUCUUGAACCAGACUACAAGACCAAAUACAUCCAAACCAUUCUCACCGCCUAUGCCUGUCAGAAACCACCAGCAUUAAACGCAGCGCUUGAACUUAUCUCGACCCUUUCUGGUGAAGAAGCUGAAUCGGCUGUGAUCCAUUUGUGUUUCCUUCAAGAUGUUCUUCUUCUUUAUAAGACCGCUUUGGGAAUGUAUGACGUCAAGUUAACUCUUGCCAUUGCCCAGCAAUCACAAAUGGAUCCUAAGGAAUACUUGCCAUUCUUGCAAAACUUGCAUGCCCAACCGGAAAUCAGAAGAAAGUUCUUGAUUGACGACUACUUAAAACGUUACGAGAGUGCCUUGAAAUGGUUGUUUGAAUUGGGACCUGAUUGUGCUGGUGAGUUUGACGAGUAUGUUAUUCUGCAUGAGUUGUACACCGUUGCUUUGAGAAUGUAUGAAGGCGACCAAGCUAGAAGCAGGGUGAUGUUGAGAUUGUACGCUAGAUACUUGAGCGAACUGCUGUUGUUUAGCGAUGCUGCUGUGGCAUUUGAGUAUUUGGGUGAUAUUAGUGAUGCCAUUGACAAUUAUAGCUUGGCCAAGAAGUGGAAACAAGCACUUAGUUUGUGUAAAGAUGACCAAAAGGAAGAAGUUGCCGUUAGGUUGGUUGACUCAUUAACCCAAGACCAUCGUUAUAGCGAAGCUGCUGAAAUUCAACUCCACUAUUUGAACAACAUUGACGAGGCCGUGAAGUUGUAUUGUAAGAACUAUCAUUACGACACUGCCAUCCUUGUUGCAUCUACUGCCAGUGACAAGCAACAUCUUAUUGAAUCAAUAGAUGGCCAACUUGAUGAAGGGUUUGGUACCAUUGCCGAGUUGUUAGCUGACUGUAACGGUCAAAUGAACUCGCAACUCCGUCGUCUUCGUGAGCUUCGUGCCAAGAAGAGCGAGGAUCCUUACUCAUUCUACGGUGUCCCUGAUAAUGAUUUGGACACUCCUGAUGAUGUUUCUAUUGCUGCCAGUGAAACAAGUACCACUCCAUCUUUCUUCACUAGAUACACAGGUAAGACUUCGGGAACAGCCAAGACUGGAGCUUCGAGAAGAACCACCAAGAAUAGAAAGCGUGAAGAAAGAAAGAGGGCAAAGGGAAGAAAAGGUACUAUUUACGAAGAAGAGUAUUUAAUCAAGUCUGUAGGCAGAUUGGUUGAACGUCUUGACCAAACGGAACCAGAUGCUGUAUUGUUGAUUGAAGGAUUGAUUAGACGUGGUAAGAAACAACAAGCACUUGAAAUUCAAAGAAGAUGGGGUGAGUUGGUACUGUUUAUCAGGGAGAACAUCGAUGAGAUCCAUGAUAUGAGUGAAAGAGACCGAGAACGUGUUGACGAUAAUGGGGUUGUUUAUUUGAUUGAUAUCAUUCCAAAGCCUGUAAUUAAGGACUUCCCAAAGGUUAGAAUGUUGGACUACUAAUGUAUAUACUUAUACUUUUAAUAAAAUGUAAAAAAAAGUAAUUCAUUGUGCGUGCUAUAGGGGGGUAUUGCUCAGACAUUGGGUCGUAUACACCGAUGGGCUUGGCAUUAAGCUGAGAUAUCAAUUUCAGUCCAGAUAUAUCCGUUUGGUGCUAAAGCAGCAACUGAGUCGAAAGUCAUGACCAGAGUUUGAAGCUGGAAGGAUUAACCUAUGCUCACAUUCUUUAAACUGGCUUCUUCUUGUUCUGUUUCCUCUUCCGCUUCCUCUCCCGCUUCUUCUUCCGCUUCCUCUUCAAGUUCUCUCUUUUCGUAUCUAUAGAAAAGCUCCUUAAGACCAAGAAUCGCGUUUCUGGUGGCAGCAGUCACUGCCUGCUUCUUGCAUUUACUGUAACACAUAUACUUGUGUGGCAAAUUUACAGCCUCUCCGGUACCGUAAUGUUCCAUUGUAGCGCCACUUCGUAACGUAAUCCGCAACUUAACUGUACACUUUGCAGAAAACUUUUCUGGCUCUUCAUUGAAGUCUGCAAACACGCAAUCAAGAAUGGUGGUUGACCACCCGUUAAAUCCAAACACGUCAUUAGCCAAGCCAUAUAUCAUAUGGGCGGCCACCAGGUUCAAGCCUGAUCUGCCAAAAUACUGUCUGGUCUCAAGAAGUUCUAAUCGAUAUUGAAGCGUACCAAUUCUUUGGAGCGUCCAAUCAUCAACAUAGUCAUUGUUGCUGUCCGCGUACCCCUCUACAUCACCCCCUUCCUCAAACUCGCACACAUCAGGAAAUAGCUGAAGAGUAGACGGAACAUUUGCAAGCUCCUUGGCAUCAGUAGGCGAUAGUUCAUACUUUAAGUCGAACGCGUUCAUUUAGCCAUUUGUCUACAACAGUCCUGUCUUGACAACAAAGUUUGUUUU